Messenger RNA from Lactuca sativa (garden lettuce), 1845 nucleotides. RefSeq lists its product as uncharacterized. NCBI's taxonomy places the organism in Eukaryota, Viridiplantae, Streptophyta, Magnoliopsida, Asterales, Asteraceae. The record is from RefSeq and is a predicted model, not a curated record.
UCCGACACGGUAGACCUCGUAAUAUGCCAACACUUUCCCGAUUGAUCGUACGAAUGUAAAUCUAACUAGACAAAUUAUCCCGCAAUACUUUUCAAUUUUUGAGACGACAAAAUCGAUGUUUUUUCUUGAUUUCAAUCUCUGAAUCGUCACUCCCAUCGAUUUCCUGAAGUUACUGUUGUGCGUAAUGAGAUUAAAACGACAUAAAAGUCUACUGAUUUCACCAAAAAGUUUGAUUCUCUGUUGUGCAAUCUUCACCCUUUUUGGAUUGUUGGUACUAGCCUUCAUCUCCGGCGGUGAUCUCCCCGCCGGAACCCCUAUCCCGCCUCCACCGGAGCUACAUAAUACGACGGCGAAACCUGCAAGUACUUGUGCGACAGUGGAAGAAAUGGGAAACGAAGCUGUUGGUCCUUCCGGCGGUGUCGAUUCAUGGAAACAGAGUUUGAAAGUUCGCAGAUUGAUUCGAAACCAUUUCGAAUCUCAUGGCGCAUCUAGAGUUCGUCUUCUACCUCCCGACGAGUUCUGCAAGCAAGGUUUUGUAAUGGGGAAAGCUUCCGAGGCUGGAUUCGGGAACGAAAUGUAUAAGAUCUUGACGGCUGCAGCACUUAGCAUCAUGUUGAAUCGUUCACUGAUUAUCGGGCAAACGAGGGACAAGUAUCCGUUUGGAGAGUAUAUAACGUAUGCCAAUUUCUCGUUUACUUUAAAAGAAGUGAAACAUCUAUGGAGAAAAAAUGAUUGUGUUGGAAAAUAUGGACGACAUCUUGUGAUGCGGGUUGAUGAUUUUGAAAAGCCUUCAGAAACAAACGUUCUUUGUAGUAACUGGCGAAAGUGGAAGCACCCAAUCAUAUGGUUUAAAGGUACGACGGAUGCUGUGGGUGCUCAGUUUUUCCUAAAGAAUGUACAUGUUCAAAUGAGGAAAUCUGCUUCUGCAUUAUUUGGGAACACUGAGUUUCUUGCUUCUAGACCGAAUGUAAUUGGGGAGCUGCUAAGAGUACUGAUAUCACCUUCACCGGAUGUUGAAAGAGCUGUUAAUUGGGUCAUUAAUAAUGGUCCUGAUCCUGAUAUUGCUCUUCAUAUGCGCAUGCUCAUGAACAGGUCUCCUAAAGUCAUCAACGCUGCUUUAAAUUGCAUAAAAACAACCAUUUCAAGAACCCCUCACCUUUCUCAUGUCAAACCCCGUGUCGUCUUGAUCUCCGACACACCGUCACUCAUUACAGACUUCAUGCCAAAACUUCAAGGAUUCACCGAGGUUCUUCAUUUUGAAUACAAGAACUUCAAAGGGAACAUCUCCGGUGAACCUCAGGUUGUCAAGUUUCGAUCAAAAGACUGGGGACCCGCACCUCGAUGGGUUGCUUUCGUCGAUUUCUUUCUAGCUUCACGCGCCACCACUGCUGUAAUUACAGGUGCCCAAAGACGUGUAGGCACCACCUACGCCCAGCUCAUCGCAGCACUAGCUGAAGCUCAUCAACUUGAUGAUGGUGGUUGGGGGAAUUUUUCAUUUAUCAGCAGCUUUCAGAGCAAUCUAUUGCACCGGGGGUUGCAGAAUCAGGUCGGAUGGGGUCAUGUCUGGAACAGAUUCGCCGGCGGGUUGAGUUGUCAUGGACAGGGAAACCAGUGUGCGGUGACACCUGUUCUUCCGCCGGGGUGGUGGGACGGGUUGUGGCAGUCGCCGGUGGCACGAGACAUACGGAGAAUGGAAUCGUACGGGGUGAAACUCAGUGGGUUUGGAACGAUUGAUGAAAACCGUGUUAGGGUUCAUUGUAAGGCUAGAAAAGCUAUCAUAAGAACGAUUCCGAUUACUCGUGGAUGUAUUGGGUUGAAAUGUAUUUGAUGAACAUCGGAGAUCAA